CGGGCAAAAAGUAAAAAUCCAAAUAUUACUACAAAUGUCAAUUGUCCGGUUUUUCAACAUCAAGAAAAAUAUUUCAAAAACAUUAGGAACUGUUGUAUUUCGAAAUGUUUCAUGAAUUGUUAGCAGCUUUAAAUGGUCUUCCUGGAAGCAUUUUUAUGAUUCAGAUGACAAAAUUCAGUAUGUUUCAUUUAUUCUUUAAGUUUUUGGUGAGGCUUAUGAAGGCUUUAUUUCAUUUCAAGGUUUCAUCUUCUAUUCCAAACCUGAAUCCUGCUGAACAGAACAUCUUAGAACGACUUUGCUCCUUAGGAUCAAAAUGUAAAUAUUUGUCUGAAUUUGUAAAAACGCACCAAUCAUCAAAUGCUUUUGAGAAAUAUGACAUGUAUGGUUUGUACCUGGACUUAUUUUGCAGUGGAUUAGAUGAUGUGCUGGAAGUUUAUCGCCAUGAAUUAAUUUUAAUGGAGGAAGAAAUUUUAAAAGACUCAUUUUUACCUUUAACUUAUUUUUUAAAUCUUGAAAAGUAUCAGCCUCUACUCAAGGUGUUGUGUGAUAUAGUUUCUGAGCUGAAGAAAGAAAAGGUUCAUGGUUGUGGAAUCUUAGAUCUUCUGCAUAAACAUGCCAGUUCUGGUGACUCUUUACAGGAAAUGUCAAUAAACAAAAUUCUGCAAAAAUGUCAUUCGGUGAUGUUUAGACAAGUUUUUUGCUGGAUGAUGAAUGGAUAUAUAGAAGAUCCGUAUUUAGAGUUUUUCAUUCAACCUGAAUGUUCAGAAAAGCGAAAUUCUGGCGUGCCACCAUUUGUCAACACAGCAGAAAUGGAUUUAAAAGAACCAAGGUAUAUUCUGAAGCCUUCUCUUCUGCCAUCUUACAUACCAAACGGUCUUGCUGCUAAAAUCUUAUUUGUUGGAGAAUAUGUAUCUGUGUUGGGAGCAGCAGAAGACUCUAAUGCAUAUACCCUUUUUCAAAAAAAGGAACAUUCCUUUGAAAAGAAAAUAGAGGAACUUUUGUCAGAGCCAGAAUUUUCCCAACUUUCGUUUGAAACAACAAUUGAUGGUAUUAGGAAAUGUGCCGCUGAACAUCUGUGGCAGUUGAUUGUCAAAAAAGCCAAUGUAAUAGAUCAUCUAAAGAUUAUGAAAGACUUUUAUCUUCUGGGUCGUGGAGAAUUAUUCUUAAGUUUCAUUGAUAAAGCAAGUAAUCUUUUAAGAAUGCCAGUUACAACAACUGCAGAAAGUGAUGUGAAUAAAAUUUUUCAAAUGAUUACACAUCAAAUGUUUCCUGAGGAUGACCCAACAACGGAUAAAUUUCGUGUUAUUUUGCAAGCUAAAGUAAAAAAAGGUGGUGAAGUCGACAAAGAAAGUUUAUCAAAAACAAAAUUAGAAACUGGAUGGUCAUCAAUUGGAUUAUUAUAUGAUGUUCCACAUCCACUUCAUGUUUUAAUUACGUCAUCUACAAUAGAUAGGUACAAUGUAAUUUUUCGAUUUCUGUUAUCUGUUCGAAAAGUGCAAAUGGAGUUGCAUCAGUGUUGGGCUCUACAAAUGAGAAUGAAAACAGCAAGACAUGAACCUUCAUUUAUGCUCCUGUGGCAGUUACGAUCUCACAUGUCAUUUCUCAUUGAUAAUUUUCAGUAUUACAUUUUAGUAGACGUUUUGGAGUCUUGUUUUAGUAACUUAAUGGAGAAAAUGGAAAGUGUGAAAGAUUUUGAAGAAAUUCAACAGUAUCAUGACCGUUUCUUGUGUUCAUUGACUUCUCAGUGUUUUCUAGAAUUACAUACAGUUUAUAAUUUCUUUAUCGAGAUAUUUGACCUAUGUUCUUCGUUCUGUAGUCUUAUGAAUAGGUUAGAUACAACAAUAACUCAAAGGGAUAUUUCCCAAUUUGAAAAUCUAAAACAGAGUUUCCAACGCAAGACAGACCUAUUACUCAGAACAUUGUCUGGGGUUCGAAGUCGACAAGUCAGCCCGCAUUUGGCGCAGUUGUUGCUGAGGAUAGAUUACAAUGGAUACUUCUUAAGCUCUUGUAAUCAGUUUCUAGGGAUUCAAAAAGCAAGAAGUCAUUUGUGCUAGAAUAGCAGUGAUUAUAGGAAUUCAACAAAAUUGUCUGCUGAUUUUAUACACAACUAUGACUAUUCCAAAUAGUCUCUAUUACUUAGAACAAAAAUAUGUAUAUAGUUUUAUAAACUCCAUAUAGAAAUGAACUUGGCAAAGAACGAUUUUAAAAGUGUUACUGUUGCUGUAUAUAUUUGUUUAUAGGUUGAUACUUUAACUAGGCAUAAGUCUGAUUGCAUUUUCAAGAAUUAUUCACACACGAUUUCUGAUAUUACAUCCAUUUCUAUGUAAUAUUUUU
Molecule: messenger RNA, 2334 nt
Organism: Uloborus diversus
Lineage: Eukaryota; Metazoa; Arthropoda; Arachnida; Araneae; Uloboridae
Product: gamma-tubulin complex component 4-like
Exons: 17
Coding region: 105-2054 (649 amino acids)
Biological process (GO): meiotic cell cycle; spindle assembly; cytoplasmic microtubule organization
Cellular component (GO): gamma-tubulin complex; spindle pole; equatorial microtubule organizing center
Molecular function (GO): microtubule minus-end binding; gamma-tubulin binding
Source: RefSeq, a predicted model, not a curated record